Molecule: messenger RNA, 1684 nt
Organism: Gadus chalcogrammus (walleye pollock)
Lineage: Eukaryota; Metazoa; Chordata; Actinopteri; Gadiformes; Gadidae
Gene: loxl5a
Product: lysyl oxidase-like 5a
Exons: 7
Coding region: 31-1569 (512 amino acids)
Biological process (GO): peptidyl-lysine oxidation
Molecular function (GO): protein-lysine 6-oxidase activity; copper ion binding
Source: RefSeq, a predicted model, not a curated record
CUGAAACACCGAAACUUUUAAGCGAGGGAGAUGGAGAUGCUUGCGCUUCUGUUGAUAUGCGUCCUUAAAACCAUGGUGCACUUAGGCAACGGACAGCAAGAUUUACGCGCGCCUGUUGGACCCUGGAGACACAAAAUCGAGUGGGAAAACAACGGACGGGUUUUCAGUUUACUGAGCACAGGAACCGAGUACCUCUCACCCGUCCAGCGAAGGAGACAGACUCGGCUUCUCCUGACAGGCAACGGGGGGGCAAACCGACUGCGCCACCCCAAUGUAGUCGCCAGAUCACCCAGGAGGCACAGGGGUCAAAUGGUCUCGUUGGUUCUUGGCGCCGAAGCGGCACACUAUUUACCUGCAACUGACCCAAGAAGUCAGCACCCAGCCGGCAUCACACCCAUAAGAGAAACGGGCAACGGACCACAGCCCUCUCCUGCGAUUGAAUACUCGGGUGUUGGGGUACCAUGGGGACGAGGUGUCACCGGAGACGAUAGUAGCAGCGUGCCGGUUCGAACACAAACCCCCACCGCUUCGCCAUCACGAUCACCAGCCACGCUUGGCACCAAUUUGACAGACCUGUUGGCGAACCCAGGAACCAUUUCACCCACACACACCGAAGCGGGACGGACGGAUGGUGUUGAUGGUGGACCAGGUAUUCAGCAGUUGCGCACAGGAGUCGUUGGCAACUUGUCGAGAGCGCACGCAUUACGCAGAGGUAUACCGGAGUCUGGCAUUUCCCCGACACCGCUAUCUGAUAACGCGAUAGAGACGCACGUUGCUGGUGUACACCCAGAAGCAGUACCAACCUCGGACAACGUGGGUACCCAUGAAAUAGACCCACGUGGCAAUUUCAGAAACUCUGUUUACUACGGUGUCCAGCCGCCUGCCGGUAGGAGCCGCUCAGCCGCGCGCCAUCCAACGGGAACGGGCCAUGGCACCCGGUUCUUCCGUAAUGGUCUACCGGACCUGGUUCCUGACCCCUAUUACAUCCAAGCUGCCUCCUACAUUCAGAGAGUGCAGAUGUACGCUUUACGCUGUGCCGCGGAGGAGGGCUGCCUCACCAGAUCAGCGCACCGAGCGAGUGACCUGGACUACAGGGUUCUGCUGCGCUUUCCUCAGAGGGUGAAGAACCAGGGAACCGCUGACUUCCUGCCCGCCAAGCCCAGACACGAGUGGGAGUGGCACAGCUGUCACCAACACUAUCACAGCAUGGAGGCCUUCAGUAACUACGACCUUCUCGACGUCACCACGGGGAGGAAGGUGGCCGAGGGGCACAAGGCCAGCUUCUGCCUGGAGGACACUUCCUGUGACCCGGGAGUGCGGCGGCGCUACGCCUGCACGGCUCACACGCAGGGGCUCAGUCCAGGCUGCUAUGACACCUACCACGCCAGCAUCGACUGCCAGUGGAUCGACAUCACGGAUGUGGCCCCCGGAAACUACAUACUCAAGGUCACGGUGAACCCAUCUCAGCUCAUCCCGGAGCAGGACUUCUCCAACAACGUGGUGCGAUGUGACAUCAGAUACACUGGCACCUUCGUCCAGACGCGCAACUGCAGAAUCUCUGUGAGCUAAAGCAGAGUACUGGACUACAAAAAGAAACGAAAACUACAACCAAUAUAGCCAUAUUAUAUAAUGUUAUAAUCUGUCUUUAGUUUGUCCAUAAAUCAAUUUCACCUGAUACUUUUAG